Molecule: messenger RNA, 915 nt
Organism: Alternaria arbusti
Lineage: Eukaryota; Fungi; Ascomycota; Dothideomycetes; Pleosporales; Pleosporaceae
Exons: 2
Coding region: 1-915 (304 amino acids)
Source: RefSeq, a predicted model, not a curated record
AUGGCCAGCGAUUGGGUACAGAAUCAAGAAGAGGGCUGGUUAGGCCGCCUCCUUGAGGGAGAUUCUGGGGCCAUUGCAAAGAAAUCCACAUUGUGGCAGCUCUACCGCAUUUUUGAGAAUACAAUGACUGGCAAAGCCUCGGCCAAGGACUCGGCGUCCAAGACAGCUUCUCUCGUCUCCUCUGAACCGAAAGCCUGGUAUGACGUUAUUGGCAUAUAUGUCACCUCCGCAGAAAAGAUCGCGGACGAAGAUGCGCUGAAAGCACUGGUGGACUACAUUGUGGAACUGGCAAGUCUCCCCGACGCUAUCAACGAGAGUCAUGAAACGGUCGUCAUCGAUCACAUAGGCCACGCCGGCGCGUCGGUGCCUAUCGAGCCAGGAGAAACUCUUGUGAUGGGGUAUGGAGGGAAGAGACUGUGGAAGGACUUGCCAGACUUGAUUAUGGAGAUAACAGAGCGCUUUCAAGUUGCUUUGUUCGUUGGCUUACUCGUCAACAUAGGGCCUGAGCAGUACCUUUCAGAUACACCAUCACCAGCGGACCUUGAGACUGCAAAGACGUUAUGGAAGAACUUCAAUACUUUCCUCGCCCUCAGAGCCACAAGCGAUAGGGCACAGACAAUUCCAGUCCUUGCAAAUGGGGUUCGCAUGGCCCGCAUGACCUUGGCGACAGCCCUUGAACACUCGCCAAACACACGCAAGGGCAAGAAGACUGAUCUGCACAUACCGGCUGCUGAGGCAUGGUUCCGGAUUGCGGGAGAUGAGAUUGAAAAGCUUUGUGAAGCUGGGACGGAGACGUUGCCACCGGGUGAUCUUUGGGCCAGUCAAGGGGGCGGGGAUGUUUGCGACAGUGCGAGAUUGGAGUUUUGGAAGAGUAGAAUGUCCGAGUUGGGGGCUAAGUAUAGGGAAAGGGCGUAG